This is a messenger RNA of Delphinapterus leucas (beluga whale), 10250 nucleotides long. It is a transcript of the gene ZNF592, whose product is annotated as zinc finger protein 592. Lineage: Eukaryota; Metazoa; Chordata; Mammalia; Artiodactyla; Monodontidae. The record is from RefSeq and is a predicted model, not a curated record.
UGUGGAGGUGUGGAGGUGUGAGAAAAAGAAAAGGGGAGUGAGAGUAGAGUACCUGAGAGAGGCAUCCUUUACCAGGCCCUUGACUCACCAGCUCCUAAACUCCUUAGUGACCUAAGGGAACUGAAGAGACACCCCAAUACUAAUAGUACAUUUGCCCCCCCACCCCAACCUUUUAAUUUCGGGAUAUUUGGGACUGUGGUUUGCCUGUGGUAGAUGAGAUUGGUGGCACACCCAGAGCCACCAAACACAGGGGUACCAGAGCUGGGGAAGGAGUGAUCUGCGGAAUGGCCACUUUUUCUUUUCUGGGGCCCUUUUAUUCGGGGAGUGGAGGCUUGGUUCCCAGCAGGUCUGAGGCUACUGGCUUCCUACCUAAAUUUGGGGAUCCCUACUACCAAGAGAUGAUGCUUUUACAAAGUUCAGUGGGGGGAAACUCCUCAAGGAUGGUGUGUGAACAAGAGGAGUCCUGUCUCUCUUUUUUCUGUCUCAGGGUCUUGUUCCCUUUUAACAAAGUGCAGUGUCCCUUAGUGCUGAGAUCUGUUUCAAGUAAUGAAAGGAAAAGGGGGUACUGGUUACAAAGUAUCAGUUUUUAUCUCAGUUCUUAGCUCUGCUUAAACUUUGUUGCCUAUGCCUAGUUUCCACUUGUAUCAUCCCAGUCAAUUGUACAGUCUUUUAUAAUCCCAAUUCCUUUCAGUUCUAUCCUCUUUUCUUCCUUUUUAUCUUUUCUAAAAAUCUAACAGCUUUAUUGAGAUAUAAUUCACGUGUCAUACAGUUUACCCAUUUAAAGUGCGUAAUUCAGUGGUUUUUGGUGUGUUCACAGAGUUGUAUCCUCUUGUCUUAAGACUCAAGACCACCUUGUGUUCUCCUCUUCCCUGCGGUCCUCAGAGCUAGCCUUCCCCCUCCACUGGCGUCACACUGAUCCAGUCCUCAAGACAGAUGACCCUAUUGUGGGGACAAUGGCCAGUAGGCACUUAACACCAAUAAAAUAUAAUAUUUAACUUAGUCCUGCGGGGGCCCAGGGUUCAUAGACAAGUGUGACUUCAGAUAGACCCUUUCCCACUGGCAAGGCCCCAUCACCACCCAAGGUCUCUCUAUUUAUAAAAAGUUUUCAAAAGCUAAAUACAAACAGUGUAGCAAAUUUGCCAGCUGCUUGACUGGUAAUAAACUUGCUUAGGAAUCUGUGACUAUCCUUGAACAAUCUUCGUUCUGGACAGAUGAGCCUGUCACAUCAUUCCCCCUUUCUAAUGGUGGAUUACUGUCUAGUAAACAUAGUGGAGCUUACACACAGAAAAUAAAUAAAUGAGCAAUUAUAUAAUGUGUCAGAUGCUAUAAGGGCUGUGAAGAAAAACAAAGCAGACUAAAGGGACAGAGAUUGAUGGUGAGGGUGGGGAUUGGUAUCUUAUGCACAAUGGUCAUAGAAGGCUCCUGAGAAAGUGGUGUUUGAAUAAAGACCUGAAGGAAGUGAGGAGUGGGCCCACAGAGAUCUGAGGGGAAGAACAUUCCAAGCAGAGGGAAUAGUAAGUGUAGAGGCUCUGAGCAGGAGUAUGCCCUGCUUGGUUGAGGAGCAGUAAGGAGUCUGGAGCAGACUGGUAACAGAGAGGUGUAGGAGACAGAGGGCAGUUAGAUCGUCCUGGCCAUGUAGGCUGGGGUGAAGACUGGAUUUCACUCUGCGUGAGGUGGGACGGUGUUGAAGGGUUUUAAGGAGAGGAGGAACAUGAUCUGGUGGAUGAUUUAAAAGCAGCACUCUGGCUGCUGUGUUGCGAGUGAGUAGUAGAGGCAGAGGAGAGACAAGGAGACCAGUCAUCAGGCUUUUGUGGGAAUCCAGGAGAGAAAAGAAGAUGGUUGGAGGUGGUGAGAAAUGGUUGGAUUUGGUUACAUUUUGGAAGUAGAGUUGACGGGAUUUGCUUAUGGAUUGGAUGAAGGGUAUGAGGGAAAGAGAGGACUCAAAGAUGCCAAGGUUUGGCCCAAGCAACUGGAAGGACUGAGUUGUCAUUUACUGAAAUGAGAAAGAAUGUAGGAGGAAAUCCAAGAGUUAGAUUUUGGACAUAUUAGAUUUGAGAUGCCUAUCCAAGUAGAAAUCCAAGUCUAGAAUCGAGGGAUACCAAUUAAUUAAUGGUUCAGUGAGUGCCUGUCGAGGGGCUUAUGAAAUAGCAGAAGAGAGAACAUUUUACUGGUAAGCUACAUUAAAGGUAGUUUAAAGGUACUACAUUAAAGGUAGAAAAUUAUGAGGAGAAAUAAGUAAAACAAAAGGGAGCACAAGGGAGGAUGAGAUGACUUCUGACAAGGGCAGUCAGAGAAAGUCCCUUUCCCUUCCUUGCUUGUAGGAAGCCUGUGUCCCCUUGAUGAGCCUUUGGUGGCACUCACAGGUAUGUGGUUGAGAGGUGUUUUCAGUGGGUUGUGGAGGGGAGGGCACUCAAAAACAGGGUCUGGGCCUUCCCUUUGUGUCCUCAGUGCCUGGCAUAAGUCUUGGCAUUUGGUAAUUAUUUGAUGGAUGAACUUCCCCUUUCUGAGCCUCAGUUCUUCAUGUAUAAAAUGAAGAGGUUGGACUAGACCAGUGCCCUGGAAUCAACUGGGAAGCUUUUUAAAAAAAUGCAAGGAUCCAUCCCAGGCCUACUGAAUCAGAAUUUCCACAGUGGAGCCUGGGAUUCUGUGUUUUAAAGUCACUCCCCAUGUUAUUCUUUUGCAGUCAGUCCAGCAGCAGUCUGCAGACGGGCAUUUGGAAGCCACUGGACCAGGUCAUUUCUGAGGUCCACUUCAGCUCUAACAUCCUCCCUUGCCAGCAUCCAGCCAUGGGGGAUAUGAAAACUCCAGAUUUUGAUGACCUUCUGGCUGCCUUUGACAUCCCAGACCCCACCAGCCUUGAUGCCAAGGAGGCCAUCCAGACCCCCAGUGAGGAGAAUGAGAGUCCCCUCAAACCUCCAGGCAUGUGUAUGGAUGAGAAUGUGUCCUUGUCUCACUCAGGAUCAGCCUCAGAUGUGCCAGCCGUGAGUGUCAUCGUCAAGAACACCAGCCGCCAGGAGUCAUUUGAAGCGGAGAAAGACCACGUCGCUCCCAGCCUCCUACACAAUGGAUUCCGGGGCUCGGACCUGCCUCCAGAUCCCCACAACCUAGGCCACAACUGUGGGAAGUUUGAUUCCACUUUCAUGAAUGGAGAUAGUACCAGGAGUUUCCCCGGCAAGCUGGAACCUUCCAAGUCAGAGCCCUUACCAACUUUUAACCAGUUCAGUCCAAUCUCCAGCCCCGAACCCGAGGAUGCCAUCAAAGAUAAUGGGUUUGGGAUAAAGCCCAAGCACUCUGACAGUUAUUUCCCACCCCCUCCUGGGUGUGAGUCUGUGGGGGGCCCGGUCCUGGAGGCUCUGACUAAGUUUCCAGUCCCAGAGCUGCAUAUGUUUGAUCACUUUUGUAAGAAAGAGCCCAAGCCAGAACCCCCGUCCCUGGGGAGUCAGCAGGAGCACGAGCAAGGUGGGCAGAAGGCAGUGGAACCUCACAAGGAGCUGGAUACCAGUCGAUUCUUUGGGGAAGCUUUGGAGUUCAACAGCCACCCCGGCCACAGUAUCGGAGAGCCUAAGGGGCUUGCCUCGGAGCUAGGUACCUGCUCGUCAGUGCCCCCUAGGCAGCGUCUUAAGCCAGCUCAUUCCAAGCUGUCCUCUUGUGUUGCAGCCUUGGUGGCCCUGCAGGCUAAACGAGUGGCCAGUGUCACCAAGGAGGAUCAGCCUACCCACACAAAGGAUCCCUCAGGGCCCACAAAAGAGGGCUCCAAAGGCAGCCCCAAAAUGCCCAAGUCACCAAAGAGUCCCCGGAGCCCUCUGGAGGCCACUAGAAAAAGUAUCAAGCCAUCAGACAGCCCUCGGAGCAUCUGCAGUGACAGCAGCAGCAAAGGCUCCCCUUCUGUGGCUGCCAGCUCCCCACCAGCAAUUCCCAAAGUCAGAAUCAAAACCAUUAAGACAUCAUCAGGGGAAAUCAAACGGACUGUCACAAGGAUCCUGCCAGACCCUGACGAUCUCAGUAAGUCCCCUGCUGGGUCACCUCUAGGAAGCGCCAUUGCUGAGGCCCCGAGCGAGGUGCAAGAGGAUGAGGUCACUGCCCUGUCUGGGGCGGAGCACUUUCUUGAGGUGGGCACAAAUUCAGGGAGCCCUCAGGGUGACAGGAAGGGGGAUGAGAGCAUGACAAAAGCCAGUGAAUCUUCAACUUCCUGCUGCAGCUCUGGGUCCCGGGGCCCAAAGGGGGCUGCCUCGAGCUCACAGAUGGGCAAGAAGCAGCAGCAGAGCACAGCACUGCAGGCAUCCACCCUGGCCCCUGCCAACCUCCUGCCCAAAGCCGUGCACCUGGCCAACCUGAAUCUGGUCCCCCACAGUGUGGCCGCGUCCGUGACGGCCAAGUCCUCAGCACAGAGGCGGAGCCAGCCACAGCUCACGCAGAUGUCGGUGCCCCUGGUCCACCAGGUGAAAAAGGCCGCCCCACUGGUUGUGGAGGUCUUCAACAAGGUCCUCCACAGCUCCAACCCCGUGCCCCUCUAUGCGCCAAAUCUCAGCCCGCCUGCGGACAGCAGGAUCCACGUGCCGGCCAGUGGGUACUGCUGCCUGGAGUGUGGGGAUGCGUUUGCCUUAGAGAAGAGCCUGAGCCAGCACUACGGCCGGCGGAGUGUCCACAUCGAGGUGCUGUGCACACUGUGCUCCCAGACGCUGCUCUUCUUCAACAAGUGCAGCCUGCUCCGGCAUGCCCGUGACCACAAGAGCAAGGGUCUCGUCAUGCAGUGCUCUCAGCUGCUUGUGAAGCCCAUCUCUGCGGACCAAAUGUUCGUGUCGGCCCCCGCGAACUCCAUGGCACCAGCAACCCCGGCUCACCCCUCCUCCCCCAAACAUGGCCUCACUUCAAGCAGUGCCAGCCCCCCACUUCCAGCUUUGCCGCUCUACCCAGACCCUGUGAGGCUCAUCCGGCACAGUAUCAAGUGUCUCGAAUGUCACAAGCAGAUGCGAGACUACAUGGCUAUGGCUGCACAUUUCCAGAGGAUGACGGAGGAAACCGAGGGACUGACUUGCCAGGUGUGCCAGAUGCUGCUGCCCAACCAGUGCAGUUUCUGUGCCCACCAGCGGAUCCACGCCCACAAGUCCCCCUACUGUUGUCCGGAGUGUGGAGCCCUCUGUCGCUCUGCCUACUUCCAGACGCAUGUAAAGGAGAAUUGCCUGCACUAUGCCCGCAAGGUGGGCUACAGGUGCAUCCACUGUGGGGUAGUCCACUUGACCUUGGCCUUGCUGAAAAGCCACAUCCAGGAGCGACACUGCCAGGUUUUCCACAAAUGUGCAUUCUGCCCCAUGGCCUUCAAGACUGCCAGUAGCACCGCGGACCACAGCGCCACCCAGCAUCCCACCCAGCCCCACAGACCCUCCCAGCUCAUUUAUAAGUGCUCCUGUGAAAUGGUCUUCAACAAGAAGAGGCACAUUCAGCAGCAUUUUUACCAGAAUGCCAGUAAGGCGCAGGUGGGCGUCUUCAAGUGCCCUGAGUGCCCGCUCUUGUUCCUGCAGAAGCCAGAGUUGAUGCAACAUGUCAAGAGCACCCACGGUGUUCCCCGAAACGUGGACGAGCUGUCAAGCCUCCAGUCUUCAGCAGACACAUCUUCAAGCCGCCCUGGCUCUCGAGUUCCCACUGAACCCCCAGCCACUAAUGUGGCUGCUCGGGGCAGCUCCCUGCCCUCUAGCCGCUGGGGCAGGCCAGAAGCCCAUCGCAGGGGUGAGGCCAGGCCCCGGCUGAGGAACACUGGCUGGACCUGCCAGGAGUGCCAGGAGUGGGUUCCUGAUCGGGAGAGCUAUGUGUCCCACAUGAAAAAGAGCCAUGGUCGGACGUUGAAGCGGUACCCAUGUCGGCAGUGUGAACAGUCCUUCCAUACCCCCAACAGCCUGCGCAAACACAUCCGCAACAACCACGACACAGUAAAGAAAGUCUACACUUGUGGGUAUUGCACAGAGGACAGCCCCAGCUUUCCUCGGCCCUCCCUCCUGGAGAGCCACAUCAGCCUUAUGCAUGGUAUCAGAAACCCUGAUUUGAGCCAGACGUCCAAAGUCAGACCUUCGGGCGGACAUUCCCCUCAGGUGAACCAUCUGAAAAGACCAGUCAGCAGAGCAGGGGAUGCUCCAGACACCAGCAACGGCGCGACUGUCUCUUCCACCAAAAGGCACAAGUCCCUUUUCCAGUGUGCGAAAUGUAGCUUUGCCACAGACUCAGGGCUCGAGUUUCAGAGCCACAUACCUCAGCACCAGAAGGACAGCUCCACAGCCCAGUGUCUCCUCUGUGGCUUGUGCUACACCUCUGCCAGCUCCCUCAGCCGCCACCUCUUCAUCGUCCACAAGGUGAGAGACCAGGAGGAGGAAGAGGCAGAGGCGGCAGAGCCAGAGGAGGGCUCUGGGGAGGAGGUGUCCGUGGAGACCAGGGAGAACGGACUGGAAGAGUGUGCCGAGGAGCCUCUGUUGGGUGACUCAGAGGCCAGGAGGUCACUGGGCCUGGCCCCUGACGAGGAUGGUGCCCAAGAUGCUCAGAGUCAACCACAGGCCUCUCAGGACCGGGACAGCCACACACCGUCCCCACAGGUGUGACUGGAAGCUUUGCAGUGUGCAGUCGGGUGGUGCCGUGUUGUCCUCCGCCUGCCACAUGGACAGUGGGAAAGAGAAGGCUCCACCCCGGUGUGAGUGUGGCUGGCUGGGCCCUGGAGCAGUGUCUGCCCUGAGCUGCUGGGGGCUGGGUGUCCCCCAGCCCCAGGAGAUGGCGGGGUCAUCCAGGACCCUCACAGCUCUGAAUUUGCUUCUGUUAUUUAUGGCUUUGUGCUGCUUCCUGGUACCCCAACUUUUGUCGGCGUCCUUCCAGCCCCAGGCUGCUUAAGUGGCCCAUCCCCGAUGCUGUCACCUCAGCUAGAAACCCCUCAGCAGCUGUGCUCUUCUGGGAGGCUCCCCGCUCGUUGCCUUCAGCCAGGAGCCUCCUGACAGCAGCUCUCUUUCUUGCCACUGGAGCCUGAGAAGGGGGAUGAGGGUGCUGGCGCAGUCCCUCUCAGAGAGCUCGCCCAGCCUGGCUUGCAGAGGGCCCUUGGUCACCAUGCUGUUCCUUUCUGUCUUCUCUGAUUCGUUCCCCAAAAAAGAGUCCUGGAGAAUUAAUUGUCACACUGGCCCAUCCUGUCUGUGUGGGGGGAGAAACUUCUGCAGCACACCUCUGUCUGGAACCCGGGAGAGCAGGAAACGCAGCCAAGUCAGGCAGGCACCGAGAGGCAGACCCCCUUCAGAAGGAGCUGUGCGUCCUUGUUCUGCUGCUGUUCUGCCUUUCCUGACGAGUGGGGUUUGGGGCACAGAGACACUGGGAUAUUUGUACUCUUGCUCCUGUGCCAUUAGAGAGGCUGCUGCCCCAGGCAGGCCAGCCCCUCCUCCUCUCGGCUGCACCCGUGUUGCUCAGACUAUAUUUCAAAUAAAAAAAUCUUCUUACCAUGCAGGUAGGCUCUUGUAUUCCUCUUCCAGUGAGCCUGGCCCUACCCUACUCCACCUAAGACUUCCCUCAUUGUCCCAUCUCUGAGGGAGAACAGUGUUUCCUGCUGCCCAAGGACGGUCCUCUCUAGAUUUUGGAGCUGUGGUGUGGAAACCAGGAGCUCAGUACUUCUGAAGGGGUGAGGGGAGGGUCUUAUGCUGGGCAAGAGUCACCUCCAAGUUCUCCCCUGAGCUAGCAGCCUUGGUUUUUAGGGCCUAUUGAAAUUUUCCUGGGCGCCUCCAUCUUUCCUACAAACAGUUUUUCAAACUAAGAGAACCCUUUACUGGUGGGAGGAGGGAGAGGGACAGAAGGGAGGAAUUCUGUACUUUUCUUGCACUGUUCAAGAGGCCUUGAUAUCACCCCUGCCACAGGGAACUCGGGUGUGGCAGAAUUGGGAUUAGACAUGGGAGGCUGGGCUGUCUUUUCUCUGAUGGCAGAGUUAGGACCUGACCUAGCACAAGGAGCCGGCUGUGCGGAGGUGUCCUCUGACCUCUGCUCUGAGUAGCUGCCGCAGCCCUGCAUGGGUGGGAUGUGGGGCUGGGCCCGGCAGGAUCUAGUGCAGCAAAGGGAAGUGGGUGCUGACUGCAUUCUUAGAGGCGAUCCUUCAAGGAAGACAUUGAAUAUCAAUGAUAAAUUAUUAAGUCAGGUAAAUAUGCCUGACCUUUUCACAAUUGAAAAAAAAAUUUCUUCCUCUGUCAAAUGCCAGAUUUUUAGUGGAGACGCUAAUGGCAUUGGGAAAGGUUAGCGCUUGUUUCAGUUUCAGAGAAACAGUGCUUUUUAAUGAUUGCCAUACCUGGCAAGGCCACCAUGUCCCUGCUUCCCAAGCAGGCAGCGAGGGCAAACCGGGCCUGAUUCCGGCUGCAUGCAGAGCCAGAGCUGGCCCCAACUCAGCUGUCACCCCUUCCUAAUUCCAGUUGCAGGGUGCCUACCCUGCACCCGGGGCCAUUCACAGGAACAGAUUAUAGAGGAGGCUGAUAGAAGCGUUUGAAAUGGAUGGCUGAACCACUUUCAGAGACAGUGUAGCUGGAGCUGGGGGAGAGGAGGUGGUGAAAUCACGGGUUUGACCUGUCCUGACCUCAGAUCUAUCUCCUUCCUGGGAAUGGUAUGGAGUGGAAAGAAUGUCGAGCCACUCACCAAGAAACCUGGGUCACAGCCUGGGUUCUGCCCUCAACCAGCUCUUAACAAACCUCUUCACCAGCCCCUCCCCUUCAAGAUAGACCUAGUAUAUCCCAUCCAACUCGAUUCACAGGCUUUUGUGAGGUGAUAAGUAUGGAAGCAUUUUCUAGUUUAUGAAACACUAUCAAUGUCAGGGAUUAUUGACUAUGAAACACUAUCAAUGUCAGGGUGGAGUGUACCUUGCCAGGCUAUUCAGACUUGAUGCUGAUGGUCAGUUAUGAUUGGUCUGGGACAUCUCUCCACUGUUUAGCAAGAGUGAUGAUUGACAGCACUUUAAGUCCUGCUUGUGGGCCCAGCAUCUUUCUAAAAACACUUUGCAGUGAUUCUCACUUUGUCCUCACAGUGAUCUCACAGUUAGCCUCCAUUUUACACAGAAGAAAACCGAGGCUCAGAGAGGUUAAAUAAGUCGCUGGGUGACCUUGUAAGUCAAGCCCAUCUGGUUCUAAAGUCCAUGAUGUCAGCUGCUGUGUUGCCUUAGUGACCCGGCUACUUUGGCUGGCUGCCAGCUUAUCAACAGUUUGCAGCCAUCCAGACAACUGCUUUCCUACCUCCCCUGCAGUUGGGGUGCCCCACUGAGCACCAGGUUCUCUUUGGAGUCAGUCUGUGCCUUUUCACCCCAAGGAGGGCCCUGUGCACCACAUUUGCUUGUGGUGUUCCGAAGCACAUGCAGUGUCUCUGUGACCUUUCAUUCUCAUUGGGAUUUAUCUUGCCAUUUGAAGAUCAUUAUUUUGGUGAGGCUAUUCCAGAAAAAGUGGCCCAACCCUCACAGGGAACAUGGUUCCCUCAGGGUCCAAUAUCUUCUGAUCUUUUCUUUUAAAGAUGUUUUAAAAUAGUUGUGCUAUCAUUUGUUAUCAGAAAAUGCUUGCUGUAACAAGCACUUAUCUGCUGGAGUGAAUGCUCUACUGAUCAAGUUAAACAGAUAAGAUCCCCACCCUUGUAGAAACUACAAUUUAAUACACUCUAAGGCUUGACAAAUGACUAGUAUUUAUUUUCCAACUCCUUUAUCUCUGUAAAAUGAUAUGCCGAAUUACUAUAAGCUAAUUGGUGUAGAAAGAGCUCUUCCCUUAACUUAUGUAAACAGUCUGGCUUUUGAAAACAGCUGUGGUUCAGCAAGUUCAACACACUUUGCCUUCCCCGAGACUGCAGAAAAACCCCUCUGCCUGCCCUGGUCAUCACUGUGUAUUCAGUUCUGGGCACACUUACUUUUACUUGUUUUUAAUUUUUUUUUUCAUUUUUGGAAAAAAUUAAUACACAUACAUGGUAAGACGCCCAAACAACGCAAAAAGAGAAUACAAUGAAAAGUAAGCUUCCCAAUGGAGGUCAGCCUUCAGUUCCACAUCCCCCUCUUCAGAAUUAAUCACUGUUUCUAUAUCUUAUGUAUCCUUCCUGAGCAAUUCUAUGCAUUUACAAGUUUUUAAAUAUGUAUAUUUAUAUAUCUAUUUUUAAUACAAAUGGUAGCAUUCUAUACACAGUGUUCUGAAGCUUGCUUUUUUUUUCACUUAUAUAAUGGAGAUUGUUCUAAAUUCAUCCAGUGGGUCAUUCUAAUUCAUUAAAAGCUCAUAGUACAGUUCCUUGUA